AGGGGCCCAAGAAAGGAUCCAGGAUAAAAGCAGCAGCGGGCGUGCCAGGGCGAAUGACAACCUGACCGUGGAGGUAGGAAGUGCACAGCUGAACCUGAACUCUGACUCUGCAGAAGGGAAGGGCGUCCGGCUGAACAGAGCAGAGCUGCUGAGCAGGAGCGGAGCUGGGUGGGGCGCAGGAGGACCCUCCGCUCUUGGAUCCCGCCCCUGCGCGAGCGCCGAGCGCUAGACUCAGAGCCUCCGCUAGACUCAGAGCCUCGUGCCCUCGGACAGCAGUUGCUCACUCGGAUGCAGCGGGUCGGUAGCGGUCUCCCCCAGGGGAGCCAGGUGGCGUCCCGGUCUUCCAGCACAGCCCGCACUGGGCAGAAGAACCAGGUGGCCACGCUGCCGGUGCAGCGGCUCGGGGACGAUGUGUCAGCUGUGCGGAGCAAUGUCCACGUGGAGAACGGUUUCAAGAUGAAGAUGGAUGCCCAGGGCUUUAACCCGGAGGAGCUGGUGGUGCAAGUGGACGGCCAGUGCCUGACGGUGACGGGCCAGCGGCAAAAGGAGCGCUACGGCUCAGAUGGGAGCGGCUACCGCAUGGCGCAGAAGAUGCGCCGCCAAAUGCUACUACCACCGAACCUGGAUCCCGCCGGCAUGACCUGCUGCUUAACACCCUCGGGCCAGCUGUGUAUCCGAGGCCAGUGCGGGGCGCUGCCUUCCGCUGAAGCCCAAACAGGACACUCCUCGAAACUCAAGAGUCACCGCUCUAAGGGUUCCAACUUAGCCUGACCCAAUAAACAACCGCCAGAGUGAGCAGCCGCCUUCGUGUCCGUGGUCUGUUCUUGGGGUUGGGGUCAGAGGUGGAGGUUUGAUGAAGGUAGGGGAAGGCCAGAAAGGCACCUCAAAGUGGUGGUGCUGGGAGAAGCUGGGAGAUGGGGGGUGCGGUGUGGUCCGACUCAGCCCGGCUCUGUUUGGACCGAUAGCUGGGGCUGAGAGCAGCAGCGCCAGCAGGGGGCAGCAGAGAGCCAGCAGGGCCCAAGCGUCCCCUAGUUCCAGAACCAGCAGGGGGCCUACUAGAGACCACGGACCGGAUGGCUUGGACCUGGUGUGAGGCUCUUGUCUCGGCCUUACAAUCAGUCCAAAGUUCCAGGUCAUUGGUGUUACUCUUCAGGGAAGAGGGUAGAGGACCCAGGCCCUCGGUCCUGAUACAGAUUAACCCCAAACCCCAAAGAGCUUGUUUCUGGUGUUUCAGAGACCAACUAUUUUUGUUUGUUUUCUUUUGUGUUUUUUUGUGUGUGUGUAUGUUGUUUUGAUUUGAGACCAAAUAUUUUCAAAUCUAAACUGCACAAUCACCCCAAUACAUUCUAGAGGUGGUCAGGGAGAGGAAAAUGCAGGACCCGCAACUUCAAACUUGAUGAGAUUCAGUUCCAGGUCACUCUUCACUCCCAUGCCAUUAGUACUGGUAACAGUAAGGGCCUCUUUU
Molecule: messenger RNA, 1465 nt
Organism: Myotis lucifugus (little brown bat)
Lineage: Eukaryota; Metazoa; Chordata; Mammalia; Chiroptera; Vespertilionidae
Gene: HSPB9
Product: heat shock protein family B (small) member 9
Exons: 1
Coding region: 289-771 (160 amino acids)
Cellular component (GO): nucleus; cytoplasm
Source: RefSeq, a predicted model, not a curated record